UUGUUGUGCUAGUAAAACCGUAACCAUCACAAUUAUUUUGGUGCAAAUAUUAGAAGGAUUCCUGAUAAUGAAGGACUGAAGGUAGAGAAGAAGAAGAAGAUUGUUUGACUUGAAAGAAUGGAAGCAACAUCUAUUCUUGUGCCUUGUGUGCAAGAGCUAGCAAAAGAGCCAUUGACCACUGUUCCACAUCAAUAUAUUCGUCCAGAUCAAGACCCUCCGCUAUUAUCUACCACCAUUAGUGAGCCUUUGCCUCAAGUUCCAGUGAUUGACCUCUCCAAAUUGUUGUCCCAAGAUCUCAAGCAAUCUGAGCUGCAGAAACUGCUUCAUGCCUGCAAAGAAUGGGGCUUCUUUCAGUUGGUUAAUCAUGGAGUGAGCACUUCAUUGGUGAAAAAUGUGAAAACUGGUGCUAAACAAUUCUUUGAUCUUCCAAUGGAAGACAAGAACAAGUUGUGGCAGACAGAAGGAGAUAUACAGGGAUUUGGUCAGUCCUUUGUUGUAUCUAAGGCACAGAAACUAGAUUGGGCAGAUAGAUUUUACAUGAUCACACUCCCAUCUCAUAUCAGGAAACCCCAUUUGUUCCCCAAUAUCCCCCUCCCAUUCAGAGAUGAUUUAGACACAUAUUCUGCAGAACUGGAAAACCUUUCCAUCCAAAUCCUGGAGCUUAUGGCAAAUGCUCUUGCAAUAGACCCCAAGGAAAUUAAAGAGCCAUUUAAGGAAGGUACACAAACAAUGAGGAUCAAUUAUUAUCCUCCAUGCCCUCAACCAGAACUUGUGAUUGGCCUGAGCACUCAUUCUGAUGCUGGUGGCAUCACAAUCCUACUCCAAGUUGAUGAUGUAGAAGGCCUUCAAAUAAGAAAAGAUGGCAUGUGGAUUCCUGUUAUGCCCCUCCCUGAUGCGUUCAUCAUCAACAUUGGAGACACUUUAGAGAUGAUAACUAACGGGAUUUUCCAGAGCGUUGAGCAUCGAGCAACAGUUAAUUCAAAGAAGGAGAGGAUGUCUAUAGCUACCUUUUACAGCCCUAACAGGGGGGCAAUGAUAGCUCCGGCGCCAAGCCUUGUUACCACAGAAAGACCAGCGCAGUUUAAGCGUACGAGUGUAGUGGAAUACUUUAGAUGGUACUUGUCACGACAACUUGGUGGGAAAUCACACCUUGAUGAACUCAGGAUACACCAUGAAAAUCAUUAAAACAUGUCAGGAGUUAAAGGUUGUUAGAGACUAGGAGUUGAUUAGCCUCCGUCUCUUGUAUACAUAUAUAAAUUCACUCAUAACAGGAGCCUGUUUCUCUAACUCAAUUCUUAACCAUGUUCUGCAGAUCA
Molecule: messenger RNA, 1316 nt
Organism: Arachis duranensis
Lineage: Eukaryota; Viridiplantae; Streptophyta; Magnoliopsida; Fabales; Fabaceae
Product: protein SRG1
Exons: 4
Coding region: 118-1185 (355 amino acids)
Source: RefSeq, a predicted model, not a curated record